ACAAUGUAUCUCGGUUAUCUUUACCAGGAUCUUUUUUUAAUUUUCUGUUAUUUAUUCUUAAAAUUCACACAGAUGGCUCAGGCUUUGGAAAUUAAUGAAGAUAAAAAGAGUGAAAAAUCAACGCGUUCAUUCAAAAAGGGUCACCGACGCGCGCAAUCAAUGCCGUCGCAUUACAUCGGAAAACAAUCACAGCGAUACACUCGAAACCAAGAAAACGAUAAAACGCAAGUGGUAAGCUUUUUAUUUUAAAG
This is a messenger RNA of Meloidogyne enterolobii, 251 nucleotides long. The record is from the annotation of a GenBank genome assembly. NCBI's taxonomy places the organism in Eukaryota, Metazoa, Nematoda, Chromadorea, Rhabditida, Meloidogynidae.